AAAUCACAUUCUCUCUAGUAUUUCAAACAUGUUUGUCGUAAGUGCAUUUCUAGUCGGAAUUGUGGUACUACUUUUAUUACGUAAAAGGGUCACCUUGUGGUACUACAGUGCAAAAUUGCCAGGCCCUUUUGGCCUCCCUUUUCUCGGAAGUCUCCACUUGUUGGUCAAAGGGCCCAAAGAAAUUCACCAAACUUUGGCAAACAUUUACAAAUCGUACCCUAAAGUUGUGAAAAUCUGGUUCGGACCAUGGUUAUACGUAAGUACCACCGAACCCAGCGACUUGAAAGUCAUUCUGACUCAUCACUUGGAUAAGGGAGAAUUUUAUGAAUUGAUGUCGGAAUAUUUUCGACGGGCUUUGGCUGCAGCUCCAGUUGAUUUGUGGAAAAAGCACCGCAAAAACAUUAACCCGACCUUCAAUACCACGAUUUUAAACACUUUUAUUGGCGCUUUUGCCAAACAAGCUGAAAUUUUGGUCAAGAACUUGGAAAAGUACCAAAGUGAUGAAGAUAUUUUUCCCAUCGUAUGGAAAUGCACACUUGACUCAGCCUGUGAGACUUUGGCCGAUGUUGACCCCAUUUUUAUAGACACUGAAGCGUGUUUAAGGCGGGUGUUUCGAAUUGAAGAAAUUCUGCUUGAGCGAUUCUUUAAUCCUUUGUGCCAUUUAAAUAUAUUAUGGAAAUUUUCACCGUUGCGGAAAGAACUGGCAGUACUUUGGAAACAAAACAGUACCUUCAUCACUCAAAUGAUUGAUAUAAUGAAACAAUCGGAUAAUUUGGACAAAAAGCGUUUCCUCAACCACUUAAUCCCCUCUCAUGACCUUAAUUACACAAUCGAGGAGGCUCAGAUCAUGUUUUUCGUUGGUACCGAAACAUCGGGCGUUGCCAUAAGUUCGGUUUUAUUAAUUUUGGGCAUGUUUCCCCAAAUCCAAGAAAAAAUUUUCAUUGAAAUUGACCAAGUUUUUGGUAGUACCACUGGUAGUACCCUCGACGAAAUCAACCAUUUGGACUAUUUGGAGCGCGUAAUUAAGGAAACGUUAAGAUUAUUACCCCCAAUCCCCUUCGUUAUGCGCUCCCUUGACGAAAACUUGAAACUAAGUUGUGGUACUUUCCCGGCCGGUUCGCGCGUAAUAGUACCCAUAAUGAUGGUACACAGAAGGGAAGAUUUUUGGCCGGAACCGUUAAAAUUUGACCCGGACCGGUUCCUUGAAGAACGGCCAUCUGGUACUUACAUACCGUUCAGUUACGGUACUAGGAAUUGUUUAGGUUAUAAGUACGCAAUGUUGUCCAUGAAAGUGAUUCUGGCGACGAUUUUAAGGAAGUACCGGGUCAAGUCAUCGAAUUAUAAAAGUAUAGAUGAGGUGGUACUACUUAUACAUAUCAUAGCCAAGGCCACAAAUGGCUAUAAAAUUGUUUUGGAGAAACGAAAUAAAUGAUUUUACGACUUGUUUUGGUUUUAUUUUAUGGUACUGUCACGAUUUUUGCAAUAUAUAAAGACAGAUAACAUUUAUUUGAGUCAAAGUUGCAACAAAAUGGGCAAGUUUUGUGUCAUUUGUUUGUUUGUUUUUGUGAAUGUUGCAUCAAGUCGUCUUACUUUGCGUAUGUUGGGUGGUGUGAACACCAAUGGUACCAUCCCGUACAUUGCUUCAAUUAAGCAUUUGAAAAAUAAUGAAGUGAUUAAGUCUUGUCUAGGGAGUGUUAUUUCAAAUCAAUGGGUACUAACGUCCGGUUUUUGCCUUUUGGGCGGGGAUCCAGAUACGAUUUUUGUAGAUGUUGGGGUUUAUAGCCACUCUGAUGUACCACCAAAACGGUAUAAAAGUACCCAAAUUGAGGUACAUCCCGACUUUGAUAGUACCACUGGUCAGAACGAUAUCGCUUUAAUACGAACCGAAUCAAACGUUUUGGUCGCGUCGAUUCAACUUGGUCACUUCUCCAAAAAUGUGAAAAAGUUGACAGCUUUUGGAUGGAACGAAAAUGAUAAAAACGAUUACUCGAAACCUGAACCGUACCACCUUGGCCGACUUGACCUUGAAAUUUUAUCAAUGGAAGAUUGCCAGAAAAAGUUUCAUUCGAGUGUUAAGUUGGAUGAGAAGCAGAUUUGUGGUUACGGUGGAAAGGGGAAAGACAUGUGUGGAGUUGAUUUUGGGGGUCCUUUAGUUGAUGGUACCGGAAGACAAGUUGGGGUUUUUAAUGAUGUGAUUUUUGCCGCUUCGGGGAAAAGCCACCAAUGUCAUUCGCAUCACAAUCAUCCGUUGGUUUUCACUAAAGUGGAGGCUUAUGCCAAGUGGAUUUGCGAAACUGCGAAUAUCUAUUUCUUCAAAUAAUUGCAAUAAAUAAGUUGUACUGAUAAA
Molecule: messenger RNA, 2347 nt
Organism: Tribolium castaneum (red flour beetle)
Lineage: Eukaryota; Metazoa; Arthropoda; Insecta; Coleoptera; Tenebrionidae
Product: cytochrome P450 4C1
Exons: 7
Coding region: 29-1432 (467 amino acids)
Molecular function (GO): heme binding; monooxygenase activity; oxidoreductase activity, acting on paired donors, with incorporation or reduction of molecular oxygen
Source: RefSeq, a predicted model, not a curated record